AGUCGAUGCUAUGCCGAGAUCUGGGAUCACGAGUGUAUAUCUCAGGAAUAUUAGGAUUCACCGCAGAAGAAAAACGUACCACAUCCGGAUUAUUGCAAGUAUGAUCAUUUCACGGAGCCCGCUUGUCAACAUAGCCGUGAUUACUUUUAUCAUAAUCUUUGUCACGUUGUGUGCCCUUAUAAAAAGACAGUCGAACGAAAUAAACGAGAUCAUCGGAAAACUGUUAAACAAACCCAAAAACAGACCAUUAUUGAAGACAAACUAUUUUAAAUGUUCGGAUUAUAUAUACGAAAACAGAGGGACGAGUUCAAUGUUUUGCCUGAGGACGAAUCUUCGCACGGCCACAGGUUGUGGAAAAGAUUUCAUACCCCAUCAGUGGCUACCGAAAUUUACCACAGACUGGCAAUCCGAAAAACUCCAAGAAUUUAAAGUCCUUACGGCAGCGGCACUACACGCUUGUGGCGACCAUUGUGAAGGCAGCAUCGGAAGGAGCCGAGUGCAAGCGGACAUGUACGAAGAAGUUGUGAAGGCGCCUUUUAUAAAUCGUGUCUGUGAGACGGGGUUCAACGUGGGGUAUAGCUCCAUGGUUCUCUUGUUGUCAAACCCCAAUAUUUCUCUCACUAAUUACGAUUUCGGAAUGUACAUUACUCCGGAGAUUAAAUCAUUCUUCGAAAAAACAUUCCCGGGUGGUUUUAAGAUGGUUAUGGGGGACACAAGAAAAACAUUACCAUCCCACGUGAAAUCCAAACAAACCUGUGAGCUCCUUAUCAUCGAUGGUGGUCAUAGAUAUGAAGAAGCUUUAGCAGAUUAUCAGCUCAUGAGGUGGAUGGCAAACAAAACACACAAUCUGGUCAUAAUGGAUGAUUUGUACUGUCUCAGUAUGUUCUGUAAAGGACCGAGGCAGGUGUGGCAGGAGGCAAUAGACCGCGGGGAACUGAAGGAGUUGUAUGGGUGCGCGGGGAGAUACAAGGGGAGGUGGUUCCGAGGCUUCGCCGUUGGGCAGUUCGUCUUUUGAAAUUAAGUAAAUAGGAAACUGAAGUCAGAAAUGGUAUUUACAGUUAGAGGAAAAAAGUGACUUUCCCGAUCAGCUGUCAACUCAAUGUAAACACUUUUGAUUUUGUAUUUAGGGACUUUCGUGUAUAUACUGACGUUGUUUCAAAGAGGAAAACAGAAAACUCUGUUCAUUUAUUAAGCUCAUAUUGACCACAGACGAACGGUAGCGCAAAGGCUUACUUAGGUAGGCUACAUUUUCACAUUACCACUAAUUACAACCUAAUUUAAUUUUUACACAAGGAAUUAGAGACUUUAAUGAGGUUUAUAGUU
Lingula anatina is the source of this 1323-nucleotide messenger RNA. RefSeq lists its product as uncharacterized. NCBI's taxonomy places the organism in Eukaryota, Metazoa, Brachiopoda, Lingulata, Lingulida, Lingulidae. The record is from RefSeq and is a predicted model, not a curated record.